UUUUUUUACAAAUACAGAAAAAAAAAGGACAAUUUUUCUUCAAUGCCAGUUUUCACUUCAGCAGCUCAACUACCACAAACGGAGAGUUAACCGUCGCCGUUCGGAGCUCCGGCGAAGUUUCAAAUGUUGACGGAGUACUUCUCUUGUCUGUUACCGGGUCGGAGGUCCGAUUCCGGUAACGAUGUUGUUGCUGAUAGAAACCCGGUUUUGUUAGUAUCGGGUAUUGCUGGGUCCAUUCUCCAUUCUAAGAGUAAGAAAUUUGGUAGUUUCGAGACCCGAGUUUGGGUCCGAAUUCUCCUAGCUGAACAUGAGUUCAAAAAAAAGUUAUGGUCAAUUUACAAUCCAAAAACAGGGUAUACAGAGGCAUUGGAUGAUAGCACAGAGAUAGUAGUGCCACAAGAUGAUUAUGGACUCUAUGCAAUUGACAUUUUGGAUCCUUCACUAAUGGUUAAGUGUGUACACUUGACCGGUGUAUACCAUUUUCAUGAUAUGAUUGAUAUGCUUGUCAAAUGUGGAUAUAAAAAGGGAACUACGUUGUUUGGUUUUGGUUAUGACUUCCGCCAAAGUAAUAGGAUUGACAAAGCAAUGAAUGACCUGAAAGAAAAGUUGGCUACAGCUUAUAAGGCUUCUGGGGGAAGAAAAGUUGAUAUUAUUUCGCAUUCCAUGGGCGGAUUGUUAAUCAAAUGUUUCAUUUCUCUUUAUAGUGAUGUAUUUUCCAAGUAUGUGAAUAAGUGGAUUACCAUUGCCACCCCAUUUCAAGGUGCUCCUGGAUGCAUUCAUGAUUCUCUUUUAACUGGAGUGCAGUUCGUUGAUGGAUUUGAAAGCAACUUUUUUGUGUCAAGGUGGACAGUUCAUCAAUUGUUGAUUGAGUGCCCUUCAAUCUAUGAGAUGUUGCCAAAUCCUGACUUCAAGUGGGAAAAGCAACCUGAAAUUCUGGUAUGGCGGAAAAAAUCCAAGGAUGGGAAUACAAUGGUUAAAUUAGAACGUUAUGAUGCUAGCACAAGUGUGACUCUCUUUGAGGAAGCAUUGAAGAGCAAUGAGCUCAACUUAAAUGGUAAAACAGUGCCUCUACCUUUCAACUUAUCAAUUCUUGAUUGGGCAGCUAGUACUCGCAAAAUUUUAAAGGAUGCUCAAUUACCGAAAGGGAUCCCCUUAUAUAACAUCUAUGGGACAUCUUUUGAUACACCUCUUGAUGUUAGUUACGGUUCAGAAGCUUCUCCAAUCGAGGACAUAACGAAUGUCUGCCAUACAAUGCCCCAAUAUUCCUUCGUGGAUGGUGAUGGAACUGUUCCAGCUGAAUCAGCAAUGGCUGAUAAUUGUGAAGCAGUGGAAAGAGUAGGAGUUCAGGCUGGUCACAGGGGACUAUUACGCGAUGAGAAAGUUUUCGAGCUUAUUAAGAAGUGGCUUGGCGUCUCCGAUAAAAAGAAGGUGCAUUCCACAACCUCUAGAGUAAUGGACCUUUAUGCAGGUCAAUAGUUGUAAACAAUGUGUUCAGCUCAUUCUUAGACCCUUUCCCUUUUGCUUCUCUCAGCUUUAUUAGUUAGUAGUUAUAAGUAUACACACGUACAAUCCCUGGAGAAUGUAGAAAAAUAGCUUCUCAAUCAUCGCGUAUGUUAGUAACAAUCUGCAUUACACACACUAGAGAAUUCGAAACUUGAACCAACACUUGUUGUAAUCACAAUGUUUUUCGUGUAAAUAUACGCAAUAAACCAGAGGUUUUAUCGUUC
This is a messenger RNA of Solanum pennellii, 1727 nucleotides long. RefSeq names its product phospholipase A(1) LCAT3. The record is from RefSeq and is a predicted model, not a curated record. Lineage: Eukaryota; Viridiplantae; Streptophyta; Magnoliopsida; Solanales; Solanaceae. Gene Ontology annotation, biological process: lipid metabolic process. Bases 124 to 1476 code for a protein of 450 amino acids. The transcript is spliced from 11 exons.